Messenger RNA from Moneuplotes crassus, 7901 nucleotides. The record is from the annotation of a GenBank genome assembly. NCBI's taxonomy places the organism in Eukaryota, Ciliophora, Spirotrichea, Euplotida, Euplotidae.
UAUUAAUAAAUGGGGAAUCUUAUCGAUCAGAUUAAAACUUUGCCUGACCCCAGGAAUACCAAUAUUCUGGCUAAUUUGUCACUCGCAAAAAUCCGGGAGCAUCAUGGAGGUUUUACCAGUGUCUGAGAUGCCUUCAGUAUAAACUUGACAGAAUUCGAACAGAUAUUUUCAUUGACAGAAGCCACGUUUAAAAUUUUUGAUACUGACCAUAAUGGAUUGAUAGAUUCACUUGAGUUGUUUUCAGGAAUGAUCCUUUUUGCUGAUGCUAAAGCUGAAGAAAAGAUCAGAUUUCUCUUCGAUUUGUUCGAUUUCAAUGAUAUCCAAAGCUUAGACCUGAAAGAUCUUGAAUUCAUGAUCAUCCAAUGCUGUAUUACAGCUACAGCAAAGAUGUAUGGUCUUGAUGAGGAGUUUUCCGUACCAGAAAUUACCAAAUUAGUCGAGGAUACUUUUCCGGAAGGACAGAGAAUUACCCUACCACAGUUGCUAGUAUGGGCUUCAAAAACAGAAAGAAUCAAGCAAUUCUUCAAGGUACUAAAGCUAGAAGGACCUGAAUUUAUUGCCCAGAAACAGAUGGUUGAGCAUGAGUUCAAUCUUUAUGAGAAAUAUAACCUUGAGCCAAAGUUUAAAUUUCCUAAAGGAGGGGCUAAGAAGUCAAAAAUAUCUCAAGGGAAAAGAGAGAAGAGGAGGAAGAAUUUCAGAACUUGGCUUCAUUCAGCACUAAAUCCUGUUAUUGCUUACAGAACUGAAAAUUCAACUGUGAGCAAUUACCUAAAAGAACCUGACGAGGUCAAUGCUUCAUUAGAGUGGGCGUACGGGAUCAGAUGAACUGAUGUUAAGAGACCUUGCCAGUACACAGUUGGACAAGUCUAUGCUAGAUCUAUUGGAUACCAAGAAGAGUAUGGGAGUUAUAUGAUGACCAAUAAUGAGGAGCUUAUAUAUUUCACUGCUUGUAUUGUCGUUCUCUUUAACCCAAAGCUAAACCAACAGAGGUUCUACACUCAGCAUGAGCAAGAGGUUAUCUCAUGUGCUGUUAGCAAUCAGAAUGGAGACUUCAUUGCAACUGGAGAGCUUGGUGAUCCAACUCUUGGAGCAAGAGAUAAUCAGCUCUAUAAAAUUCAUGUAUGGAAUUCGAAAACUUUAGAGAAUUUGGCAAUAUUGUCAGGUAUUCACAGAAGAGGAAUUCAUUUGCUCUGAUUCUCAAAAUCUGACAAAUAUCUCAUUACAUGUGGAUUGAACAAACCCUCAGCUGUUGUGAUUUAUGAUUGGAAGAGAGAAAUUGUCUUAGUGAGUACUUCUAUUCCUUCUCCUACUCAGGACAUUUUCAUAUUCCCUGAUCUGUACAUUGACGAGAUUAUCAAAGAGGAGGAAGAAAAAGAGCCUCAAGAAGAAACUAAAUUUAUAGCAAUCGAAGAAGGAGAUGCUGAAGGAGAGAGUGAUGAAGAAAACAAACAAGUUGAGAUCAUGGCUAAGACCAGACCUGUGCAUCAACCUGAGAAGAUUGUGAUUUUAUCCAAAAAUGAUAUCACUAUUUUCGAUCUAACACCCAAUUCUUUAAAUUCACACACUAUAAGUAUCAAAGAUUCAGAUAUAAAAUCAGAGGUGAUCUGUGGUAUGGCCAUGAUCAUUGAUGAAAAGAAUGCUUACUACAAACAUGUUGGUAGCAAAGGAGAGAAGAAAUACCUCAUACUCACAGGUCACAGAGAUGGAAGUGUCUGUCUUUGGAAAUUCUACCAAUUCCAAAGUGUGUUGAUCAACUAUAAGGAUGAAAUCACUUGAAUGAAUUUUUGCAAUUUGAACCAAAUUGCUUUCUGUACUCUUCGUGGGUACAUCUAUAUAUGGGAUAACUACCUCUCAACAUGUCUGAAGAUAAUAGAACUGAAUUCCCUGAGCUUCAGCUUGCUCUCAUACCACAUUGUUGGGUUGGACUACAACAAGCAGAAGAUCCUCUUAACGACUAUAGCUGGAGAUGUAGUGGAAAUCUCCCUUGAGCAGAAGAAAAGAAUUCGGGCCAAGAAAUAUAACUCGAUCACAAAACUUAAUGGUGAAAUGAAAGGCAUGGGAGUCCUCAACCAGAUGGAAAGCGUCUUCAUGAUCGGUGGGGACUCAAGCUGUGUCUAUAGCUAUGAUAUCAAUAGUAAAGAGCUCAUCGAUGUCUGGCUUGUCGGACUUAACAUCACAGCUAUUGAUUGAAUCUCGUUAGAAGAUGGAGGUUUCAUAGCAGCAGUUGGCACUGAUGAAGGCAAGGUAGCUAUUAGACAAGACUGGGAAGAGCUUACAAGGAGAAUAGAGUGUGGAAGCGCUCCAAUCCUUGAUAUAAAAUUUUCAAAAGUUGGUACAAUGAUUGCAGUAGCUAGUUUGGAUAAAAGUGUAUACCUUGUUGAGUUCAAAGACGAUGAGUACAAACCCUUACUAGGAAUAAAAAUUGAGAACGGGUUCCCAAUCAGUUUAAAUUUCUCAGAAGAUUCUUCCAGGAUCUUGAUCACUACAAACAAAAGGCAGUUGCUCUUGAUGAACUCUAAAAAUUAUGAGCUACUGUCUACAAUCGAGGAUGUAUCUCAGUGCUAUUGGAAUGAAUGGAACGGUCGCUUCUGACUCAAUACGAAGCUACAAAAGAGUGAUUCAAUUCCUAUCACAGUCGGAAGGAGAAGUAACAUCGUAGUCUCAGGAGAUGAAUUUGGAACAGUACAUCUUUGGAGAAAUCCUGAAAGUGUAAAGGAUAAUGUUGGGUGAAGCUUCAAUGGACACGGCUCUCAGAUCCAGCAAGUUCACAAUAUUGAUAAAUUCUCAAAUGGCUCAAAUGAUUCGAAAAUCUUGAGUAUGGGCAAUGCAGAUAAAACAGUCUUGCAAUGGAAGAUCAACUUUCUGUAUGAUGAAAGUUUCAGAGGUUUUGAGAAGAUGACAGAAAAGGGAGCCAAACAAAGAAAACAAGUAUAUAUUGAUGAUGUUCGUAUCAAAGAUGAUUCAUUAAUCAAUGAACUAAAUUAUGCACAUGCUUCAAAGCCUGUUAAAGAGAAAUUCAGUGAUUCUGCUGUUCUCAUCAGAGCUAGUGCUUCGAAAAUUAUUAACAGAAUAUUAGCUAAAUAAUCAAUUUGAUCUAAGAGACACAAUUUGGAAGAGGCCUCCACCUGCUUCCUUAAUCCUUGAACAUGUUUAUGGAAUGCAAACUUCAGAUAGAAGACAUUCAAUAUUCUAUCUUCAUCUAACCGACGAGGGAGAAUCAACCACAGAUGAGAAGCGUAGCCUCACUAACGAUAUUCUUGGCUUGAGUGAAAAAUUGGGGACUCAGGCCAGCAAACUAGAGCUUCUUCUUCCAAAACUCCUAGGCCCAAACUACAGAUAUAUGAUAGAGAAAGGAGUUAGGUCAUUCGAACCAAUUAAAUACGAAAAGAGGCACAUGAAUUGCUUCAAAAAUUUUAUCUAUUAUACAAGUCGAUUAGGAAUAGUGUUUAACCCGAUCAAGAACAAACAGGAGUUUUAUGAAGGCCAUAAAUUGAAGAUCUCUGCUAUGGCUCUACAUCCAAAGAAGUCUAUAAUAGCUACGGGGGAAGUGAAUGUGAAUCCUGAUAUUCAUAUCUGGAAUCCUCAAACUCUAGAAACAUUAGCAAUUCUCAACACAACACAUAGAGGAGGGAUCUUGCAUCUGACAUUUUCUGGAGACGGAUCCAAAGUGAUUAGCUGUGGAAUAGACGAUGCCAAUAGUAUCCAAGUGUUCCAUUGGGAGCAACAAAGAUGCAUUGCAUUUAAGAAUACAGGGAAACUGCCUAUAUUCUCUCUUAAGGCAGACCCUUAUGACUUGAAUAAAUUUAUGACCUGAGGAUACCAGCAUAUCGCUCAAUGGACUCUGACUGGUAACCAUCUGACAUGUAGCAAUUUCAUCCAUAUUGAAAAUGAGUAUGCUGAAGAGGAGCAGAAGGAAGAGAGAAAAAUAGCUGAUCCAGAUGAGAAAGAAAAGAUAGUCUUCAUGUGCAUGGAUUUUAUUUGCCAUAGGAUGGGCUACGGUAUUGAGAGCGAUGUCUACAUAGGCUCUAGUAAAGGAACGAUUAGUUGCUACACUUCUGAGAAGCAUAUCUUUUUGAAUAAGAAAGCCCAUGAUGGCAUAAUCAAUUGCAUCAGAGUCACUGAUAUGGCAAGUAUUAACAAAUCUGCCACUAAUGUGAUAACUUGAGGGGAAGAUGGAUUCAUUAAAAUCUGGGAUCCCAGCAUCACUCUGAUUCAGGAAGUUGAUGUUAAAGUUGUAAAUCCUUUACCAGAUCUAAGCAAUAAAAAAGCUUAUGGAAUCCAAAGCAUAGACUGAUACCUCUGAGAUAAAAAGAAGAAGCAGUUGCUUCUUAUUGGAGUUAGAUCUGGAGAAAUCAUUGAAGCUGAACUUGAGCAGUUCGUUAGCCAUCCUGAAUUUCAAAAUCAAUAUGAUGAAGGAGUUCAGCUAGAGUACAAAUUCACAUUCAGGUCUUACCUUAGUGCUCAUAGCUCUCUCAAUGUAAGCAGGAAUUUGAAGAAGGUCCAUAUUGCAGUUAAUACAAAAUAUCCAAUCUUUGUGUCAGUUGGAGAUGAUGAAACCAUCAGAAUUUGGGACAUCAGAAAGAGAACCCUACUUCUGACCAAAAAUCUUGGUGCUCAGGCUACAUCGGUAGCGUUCCAUCCAGAUGGGGAUUUUCUCGCUGUUGGUUUGUAUAAUGGAAUCUUUCUCUUACUAGAUUCUAAGAUGAAGAAGUUGAAUUAUGGUACUUACCAAGAAGAAUUUGAUCUUCCAUCACUGGAUAUCAUAAUGAACCCCAGGGAAUCUAAAGGAGCUGUUCUGUGUAUCAGAUUCUCAAUUAGAGGAGACUACCUAGCUGUAAGUUAUGACAAUGAGAAGUCAAGUAGCAAGAAAGGAGAAUUAAGGGCUUCAAAAUUUGAUGCAAGUUUUGUUCAGCUUUAUGUAAAUCGUCACUCUGCAAAGUCUCUAAAUAAUCCAUCAAACUCAAGAUCCUUAUAUAUCAAGAAGAUGAAAAUUGUCUUACCUGUUGCUGAUUUUCAUUCCUCAGUAGAGAUGAGGAAUACUACAGCUGUAUCUCAAAUGGACUUCUCUGAUGAUGACCUCUUCCUCCAAAUGUGCAGCAUGAAGAUUGAUGAAGAAAAUGUAAGAAACUUCGAAGGCGGGGAAGACAUCUUUGCAGUAUGGGAUAUCGAGAAUAACGAAUUAGUCAAUGACUACAACCAACUUAAGAAAUCAGACUGGAUCUCAUGGACCAUAUCUAAUGCCAUUUAUGCCAGAUUUUUGGGAGAUCAUUUGAAACCGAAGAAUCCUGAAGAAGAAACUGCCCUGAAAGUCUCUGAAAAUUGCAUAAUGAGUGCAUGACAGAAAUUCCCAACAAUAAUGAAUGGAGUGUGUGGAAACACUCUUGGAGAUGUGUUCUUGUUUAGGUUCUCAGCACUGUUCAUCGACAAAGGAAAGCAGCAAGAAUUCUCUAUCGAUUCAUUAGAGAAAACAGAUAUGUCUUUGACGAGAUCUUUCUCUGCUCAUUCUAGUAUGGUCACUUACACUGAAUUGUUUGGAGAACACUAUGUUCUCACAGUAGGCCUUGAAGAUCAAUGAGUCAUGCAAUGGAAAAUUGAAUAUGAAGACAAAGACUGGGAGCUUGAUUUUAAUAAGUUCAUUGAAGAUAGAGAGGAUCCUUUCAGAGAGGUGCCUAUUCAAGAAAGGUUCUCCACCUUGUUACAUGAAAUUUGGGCUCAAAGACUUGAUGUUUCCAGAAUAAACCAAGAUGUCAAUCUAGACCUGCUUGAUGAUCCUCCAGUGCGACUAGAAAUAGAAAGCGUCAUUGGAAGAAGAGCCUUUGAUAGAAGAAAUAAUGUCAUGCUUGAUUCCCAAGAGAGAAUUGUCUCUUGAGCUGCAUCAUUAAUGAUUUUUAUGGAGGACAAUGAAAAUUAUGAUCCUGAUGAUGAAGAGUCCUCCAUUAUUAAGCAGACUUUCUUAAGUCCAGAUGAUCAGAAGUUUACAUCUAUCUCGCCUGAAAUUUCUUGCUUUACAUUCAAUGAAGAUAGAAGAAUCUUAGUUAUUGGAACUGCAGAAGUUGAAUCUAAUAUUAUCGUAUGGGAAAUCGGGACAAAUCUUGUUCUAAGUAAAUUGGUCCUCCCUUGGAUCUCAGUAGUUCAGUAUAUCAAAGUUGCACAUGAUGAUAGACAUUUGAUAUUUGUUGGACUCACAGAGCACUUCAUCCAAGCCAUUGUGCUGGUAGAUUUCAUUGACAGAAAAAUUAUCACAAUGAGACAACUGGUCCAUUCCUUGCCUUACAAAAUAAAGGAUAUUCAGUUCUACCCAAAUUCUAUCAGGAAGUUUGUAACAUGUGGAGUCCAGCACUUGAAUUUCUGGAGGCUCAAUGGUAGAAAUCUUGAGUAUCAGAUUGGAGAACUCUCAAUUCCCAAAGCUUUUAGUAAUCUUGGAGGAGGAGUGUACUCCCACACCAACAAGCAGACAGGAAAGUUCGGACUUGGCUUAGUCUGUGAUGACAUCGAACCCACUGAUGAAGAACUUAAGGCAAUGAAGCAUGAAGAUCUCGAAACAAUUUAUGUUUCCUUCCUGUGCUGAUGCUUCUUGAAAGAUACUUUGAUCACAUGUGGAGAUGAUGGAUUUAUAUACCUCUGGGAAAGCGAAAGGAUCGUCAGAAGAGUAUUCGCACAUGAAGGAGCAAUACUUUGAAUGGACUCCAGCGACAAAUUUGGACUUCUUGUUUCUGGAGGAACUGAUGGAACAGUGAUACUCUGGAGACUUAGAGUAGAAGCUCGAUCUCAUGUAAAAAGUCUUGAUAAGUUGAUCUAUUAUUCCAUUGCUAAGUAUGUUGAUCCAGUGAAAGCCCUUGAAAUGGCUAAAUAUAAUAUCCAAAGUGUCUGAAUUGGUAAAAAUAGGAUUCUUAUUGGAACUCGUAGUGGAAACAUCUUCGAAAUCGAAAUAAGUGAGGAUGAUAAGCUCAUUAAGCCAAAGCAAGGUCAGGAAAUAAAGCUCAAGAAAUGGAUUGAAACUAUUGACCAUGAAAUUCCAAAGAACAUCUCUAUUGAUAAAACAUCUGUGAGAAUUUUCAUGGUCACUGAAAUGGGAAUGUUCUCAAUCUGGGACUUGAGAACGUUUGAGUUAAUCUAUACCAGAGAAUUCCAUAAAAGAGCAAAGAUGAUCUACUCUUUCAAGCUUAGUAAUAAAGUAAUGCUUGUCUUUGAAAAUGAAAUUAUUGUGCUUGAUUCAGAUCCAGAAGAAAAUAAAUUUGAAGAGAUGAAAAAGUACAAUCUGAAGCUCAAUACAAUUUCUGACUGUAAAGUGAAUCAUAGUGAAAGGAUUCUUGGUGUUGCCACAAUCUCUGCAGCUGCUCCUGAAGUCUCUCUUUAUGACACAGAGGAUGGGUUCACACUGUUAAAAACAUUGUUUGGGUUCAAAGCAUCCAUUAAGUAUAUCGAUUUCUCAUCAGAUAAUUACUACCUCCAAUGUGAAGAUAACUUGGGGGAAACAAUGCUGUUCGAAAUUGAGACAAGAAGAGUUGUACACACUGAUGCCAUUGAUUUCGAACUUGAGUGGUUAGGAGAAGGCCUUAAAGGAUCUUCUACUCUUGAUGGAGUAAACUUCUUCUACGACAACAACAAUAAAAUCACCAAAAUAGCUAAAGUUAUUGGACUUCCUGUUGUAGCUAUCAGUGAUGAUCUCGGAACCAUUAGAUUGUUCAACUACCCGAACAAGGACGGAGAGCCAUACUACCAGUGUUACGCCGACCACCUCUUCUCAGUAUCAAACUGCUUAUUCUCACCCAACAGAAAGCUGUUACUGAGCACAUCAGAGUACGAUAGAUGUAUCUUUAAGUGGAAGGUGAUCUACAGAAAGGAUAUAUUUGAGAAAUAUGAGCAAAAUGAUGAGAUUCUCUAAAAUCUCUCAAAUUCAA